AUGGCGCCUCCACGACCAAGGUGGGAAGCCAACAAGAAGCAGGCUCCGGCAAAAGCUCAGAAGCAGCAGAAGCAGAAGGUCCAGCACGAGGCCCCACCUCCAGAACCAUCGAUCCCGCUUGAGCUGCAGCAACUUUUACUCAACAUCUUCAGAGAUUCCUUUGCGGAGCGUUUUGCGGCCGACAUUAAGCCGCUCCUGCAAGAAGUCAAAGGCCACUUGUACAAUCGCGACUUUGCGACGGCAUUUGGGAAAAAUGAAUACCUUGAGGCAUAUGCCGCACGCUGGAGCGCAAGCCGAGCCCUGGGUUACGCAGACUUGUUCCUGGAUUUGAAAUCACAGCUAUGGCCCGAGAGUGCGGAAGAAGAUGCCAAGAGCCGGAAAAUCGUAUCUUUAGGUGGAGGUGCAGGUGCAGAGCUCGUGGCUUUGGCUGGUGUGCAGAAGAUGUUGAGUCAGGACGGACAAGACCAAGUGCCACCGACAAUGAAUGUGGAAGCCAUUGAUAUUGCAGACUGGACGGUGGUUAUGGAAUUGCUUGCAAAAAAUGUCACCACUGCACCAACACUAUCAAAAUAUGCCUCGGCUGCCCUGCAAGCUGCAAAUGCUCCUCUCAUCAAUCCGGAUUCAUUCAACGUCUCCUUUCGCCAACUCGACAUUCUCAACGCCGCUACCGACGUGCUUUCAGACAUGGUAAAGGACGCUACUCUGGUCACACUUCUCUUCACCUUGAACGAACUCUACUCGACGUCGUUGUCGUUGACGCAAAAGUUUCUGCUCAACCUGACAUCGGCUCUGCCUUCGGGUGCACGUUUGCUAGUGGUGGAUAGUCCUGGUAGCUAUUCGACAAUCACGCUCAAUGGAGCGGAAAAGAAGUACCCGAUGCAAUGGCUAUUGGACCAUACGCUUCUCCAAACGGGUGAAAAGGACAAGAAUAAAGAGGAAGCAACGUGGGAAAAGAUUCACGAGGAUGAGAGUCGAUGGUUCAGGCUUGCUCCGACUUUGCGGUACCCGAUUGAAUUGGAGAAUAUGCGAAUGCAGCUACACUUGUACCGCAAGCUGUAA
Messenger RNA from Parastagonospora nodorum SN15, 1059 nucleotides. RefSeq lists its product as hypothetical. The record is from RefSeq and is a predicted model, not a curated record. Bases 1 to 1059 code for a protein of 352 amino acids. NCBI's taxonomy places the organism in Eukaryota, Fungi, Ascomycota, Dothideomycetes, Pleosporales, Phaeosphaeriaceae. The transcript has a single exon.